Ochlerotatus camptorhynchus is the source of this 777-nucleotide messenger RNA. Its product is annotated as FACT complex subunit spt16-like. Gene Ontology annotation, molecular function: nucleosome binding. Gene Ontology annotation, biological process: transcription elongation by RNA polymerase II. The record is from RefSeq and is a predicted model, not a curated record. Gene Ontology annotation, cellular component: FACT complex. The transcript has 3 exons. NCBI's taxonomy places the organism in Eukaryota, Metazoa, Arthropoda, Insecta, Diptera, Culicidae. Bases 1 to 777 code for a protein of 258 amino acids.
AUGUCGAAUAUCGUGCUCGAUAAGGAUUCUUUCUACCGACGAAUAAAACGCCCCUACGCCAGCUGGAAGGAACCAGAGUUUUCCCAUGAUGAUUCGCUGCAAAAGGUGGAUUUCAUUCUGACGGCGGUUGGCGUAGACGAGGAAACCAUCUACAGCAAAUCAACCUCGCUGACGACCGGCAAGAAGAAGGUCGAUUUCCUGAAGCAGAUCGAGAAGGACGGUGAGGAGGGCAUUCCGUCGGUGAAGCUGUUGGUUCGGGAAAAGAACGACAAAGGCAAGGCCAAUUUUGAAAAGCUGCUGGAGGCAAAUAAGGAAUCCAAGGAUGGCAAAACGUUGCGCGUCUUCUCCAAGGAAAACUUCCCGGGUGAAUUCUGUGAAUCGUGGCGAGCCUUCAUCAAGGACAAGAGCUUCGACACGGUGGACAUCAGCGUCAAACGCGUACAUCAUACCCUCCAAGGAGGACUCCGAUGUUAUCACCAUCAGACGGUACACGUAUUUAACAAGUACCUCAAGAAUCACAUCAUGGAGAUUAUGGAUGCUGAUAAGAAAGUAAAACAUGCCAAACUGUCCGAGGGUGUCGAGCAGUCACUGACGGACAAAAGGUCUGAAGACAAUAGUGACAGUGUGACAGCUGCGAAGAAGCUGCUUGACAACAAUCGAUUCUCCGUUCUGAAGGGCGGUGCAGAGCCGGUGACGGUAACAACAAGACCGCCGAAAAAGGACAUAAUGCCGCUUUUCUACGUGAAAGGCUUCCCUCCCGGAGUGCGGGAAAAAUAA